AUGGUCACAGUUACAAAUGGCUCCUUUUCUAUUUCCAAACCUAUGACUAGUCGAAAAAACGUUUACGCUGCCUUGUGGUUCUCCAUGGCUGCUUCUUCCCUUAUCUCCAACAUUUCACUCUCUUUUAACUUUUCAUACACACUCAUAGUCUUCAAACCCCAAAACCUCAAGCCCCAAUUUUCCAUUGCUUCUGCUCUCUCACAUUGUCAUCCUCCCCUGUCUUCUGUUUCCUUCCAAGACACUAAAAAACCCCUUCAACUUGAAACCCUCCAAAAACCAGAGCCAAAGGCCUCAAGCUCAAACCUAUCAGCGAGGCUCUUUGUGGGAAACUUGCCUUAUACGUUGCCCUCUUCUCUGUUGGCUCAACGCUUUGGAGAGGCUGGCAAUGUUGUAUCCGUUGAGAUUGUGUAUGAUGACAUUAUGGAUAGAAGUAGAGGAUUUGCGUUUGUUACAAUGGGGAGCGUGGAGGAAGCUGGAUGUGCAAUUCGAAUGUUUGAUGGCUCUAUGCUGAAGAUGGAGGCUGAACAGAAUUCAUCUGAUGGUAAUGGCUGUGAUGAUGGACAGGAAAUUGGAGGUAGGAUUAUUAAGGUAAACAUCGCAGAAAUACCCAAAAGAGGCAAACGGCAAGUAAUGGGUUCAAGCUAUAAAGGCUUUGUAGACAGCCCUCACAAGAUUUAUGCUGGAAACCUUGGUUGGGGUCUGACUUCACAGUGUCUUAGAGAUGCCUUUGCUGAGCAACCAGGCUUCCUGAGUGCCAAAGUAAUCUAUGAAAGGAACAGUGGAAAAUCUCAGGGAUAUGGGUUUGUCACUUUUAAAACUGCUGAGGAUGUAGAGGCUGCUUUGAAUUCCAUGAAUGGUGUGGAAGUUCAUGGCCGGCCCUUACGACUGAAUAUAGCUGCAGAUAAGGAGACUUUUUCUCAUCCCAUAAUUCAUCAAAAUGCAAGAAGUAAUUUUGAUAGCAUGGAACUGGUGUUUAAGAUCAGCAAACAAGUCUUUGAUGAGAAUCUUGGAAGGUUGCUCUUGAAUGAGAACCGACUAUCUCAAGCUCCAAUGAAAGAAUCUAUGGCCAAUGGCUUGCACGUGCUUGGUGUUCUUUGUGGGGUUGUGUUUGGUGUGGGAGUUUUGACAAUAAUGGGGGUGGUUCAAGGUGGCUUUGAUGGUGUUUGGUUGGUGUAUGGAAGGUCAAACUAUGGUGGUGAUGCACAACUCAGGAGAAGAAAAAAGGCAAAGAAAAAAUGA
Messenger RNA from Sphenostylis stenocarpa, 1239 nucleotides. The record is from the annotation of a GenBank genome assembly. NCBI's taxonomy places the organism in Eukaryota, Viridiplantae, Streptophyta, Magnoliopsida, Fabales, Fabaceae.